GGGACAUCUCCUUCAUCAUGACGGAGAUACCGAAGUUACCAGGUUUCAUCUCGUCAAGAGAUAGGCAGCAUUGGCUCUAAUGUGACUAGAUGUCUAUAAAAACGCCUAGGUUGACCUUAACAAGGACGAGAUGGUUACCGGAGACAAUAAUCCGUGAUUGGAUGAAAUCCUGUGAGACCAACGAGAACUCGUACAAAUCUGUUUUGGAUCUUUACUUCUACUUCUUCAUGGCCCUUUCAACCUUGGACUACAGUCAUUUCACUCUGGGGACCGACGAGAAGCGGGAGACGCUUGCCCAUGGUCUUCUCGGCAGCUUUGAAAGAACUGGUUUCGCAAAGAUCAAAGGCCAUCCUUUUACUGCACAGGAGCUGGAAGAGCUGUUCACUUGGAGCCACAAGUUCUUUGACCAGCCGGUGGAUGUGAAGAACGAGAUUCCAAAUGAACCCGGACCCAGGCCUAUGCGGGGAUACACGCCAUGGAGAGUCGAGGAAGUCGGAAAGCUUCAUUAUGAUCCUAAGAUAAGGGACAUCAUUGACUCCAAGGAGCAUUUUGAUCAAGGCCCUGAAUCUGACACGGAGUUUCCCAACAAGUGGCCCACAGCACCUGAGCUGUCAGGCUUUCAACCUUUCAUGGAGGUCUUCUACCGCAAGUGCGAUGACAUUUGUCUAACAUUGAUGGAGGCCCUGGAGGUCGCUUGGGGGAUCAAGGAUGGAUCGUUAGUCGCGCGCUGCGUGCCCAGCUCCACCGAUCUCCGAUUGACUCAUUACCCUGCCAUUCCCGUUGACGAGAUGCAUUCGGAACGGACCAGUCGCAUUGCACCCCAUACCGAUUUCGGUCCUAUCACGCUGCUCUUCCAAGACAGUACUGGAGGCCUCGAAAUCGAAGAUCGAGCUAAUCCUGUCCCUAAUUCAUUUGUUCCGCUACCCCCGACCGAUACAUCUGAGAUGAUUGUCAAUGUUGGCGAUACACUCACACGUUGGACCAACGGAAGGAUUACCGUUGGUGUGCAUAGAGUGACCACUCCCGAAGCUAUGGAAGACGAAAGUGGUCGCGACGUCUCUGUUGGACCAUUGCCAAAGUUUGUGUCAUCCACAGCGCCCGCGCUAUAUCCGGACAUGACGGCCCUCGAGUUCCAGAAAUGGCGAAACAGCAUCGUGUACAGCCUUCAUGAGCAGGAAUAUCCUAACGUUGUGGAACAACUUGCCUACGUACCUGAGGCCACUGCGACGCAGGCGUAA
This is a messenger RNA of Aspergillus ibericus CBS 121593, 1238 nucleotides long. Its product is annotated as Clavaminate synthase-like protein. Bases 90 to 1238 code for a protein of 382 amino acids. The transcript has 4 exons. NCBI's taxonomy places the organism in Eukaryota, Fungi, Ascomycota, Eurotiomycetes, Eurotiales, Aspergillaceae. Gene Ontology annotation, molecular function: dioxygenase activity. The record is from RefSeq and is a predicted model, not a curated record.